AUGGAGAUUAUCUUCAACAAUUCAUUGGUCCAUUACAUUCUAUUGAAGGAGGUUGAAGAUGAUAGGAAGAAUGUAAUGACAUUCGAUUUGAAUGGUACGGUUAUAACAUUCACCAAAAAAGACUUUUUAUUGGUGAUAGGAUUGUGGCAAUCACCUAAUCCAACAAUUGUAAGGAGGGGUGAAGCAGUUGGAUCAUUGUGUAGUAGGUAUUUCAAAAAUGAUUUUGUGAGGGACAUUCACAUUGUUACCUUAGAGACAAUGUACAAGGAGAUGGAGUUUGAGAACGAUAUGGAUGCUAUGAAGAUGACAUUGGUCUAUCACACUGAAUUGGGUAUGAUGGGAAGGGAGAAGACAAGGACCAAUGUUAACAGUACCUUAUUAAUUGAUGUGGAGGAUUUGGAUUACUUCAAUUCCAGGAAUCAAGGAAACGUGUUAUGGGAUAGGACGUUACUUGAACUACAAAGAGGAUUGAGUGAUAAGGCAGAGAACUACAAAAAAGGUCCAAGUACAAUAAGAAAUACAUUGUCAAGUACAAUUUACUGGGGUUUCUUCAUGCAUUUUAGGUAA
Benincasa hispida (wax gourd) is the source of this 567-nucleotide messenger RNA. RefSeq lists its product as uncharacterized. The record is from RefSeq and is a predicted model, not a curated record. Lineage: Eukaryota; Viridiplantae; Streptophyta; Magnoliopsida; Cucurbitales; Cucurbitaceae.